AUGGGAGACGAUGGGCUGCAGCAGCAGCAGCAACUCAGCUGCUUGAUGGGGGCCUCUGGUUGUCGCUGUGGGGGUUGCUGCAGAGGAUACAGAAGGCGGGGAUUGGCGUGGGAUGCUGCAGCAGAAGGAGACAGGUUUGCUGCUGCUCAGCUGCUGCAUCUAGCUGCUGCUCUUCCUGCUGCUGCUGCUGCUGCUGUAUGCGGUGAUGCGCCGCUGCUGCAGGCAGCAGCAGCAACAGUCCGACGGAGGCUGCUGCAACGCUGCAGCAGCAGCAGCAGCAACAGCAACAACAACGACAGCAGCAGCAGCAGCAGCAGCAGCAGCAGCAGCAGUGGCUUGGAGCUGGCAGAGGCGCAGCAUAUCGCUUGCUGCUGGGUUGCUGUUUCGCGUUUGCUGCUGCUGCUGCAGCCGACGCUUGAUGCUGCUGCUGUUGCGGUGUAUCCGCAGCUCUCUGCAGCAGAAGCUCGCUGUCUUCUUGACUAUCGCAACAGCAUCAGCAGCAGCAGCAGCAGCAGCAGCAGCAGCAACUCAAACCACGCUGAGUUGCUGCUCCCCGAUAUAUUAGCCCCUCUGCAAGCCCUUACGCCUGUUGCUGCAGCAGAUGUAGCAACAGCAGCAACAGCAGCAACAGCAGCAACAGCAGCAGCAGCAGCAGCAGCAGCAACAGCAGCAACAGCAGCAGCAGCAGCAGCAGCAACAGCAGCAGCAGCAGCAGCAGCAGCAACAGCAGCAACAGCAGCAGCAGCAGCAGCAGCAGAUGUAUCAGAGGUUCUGCAGCAGGAAGCAGCAGAAGCCCAGGUGUAUUUACAGCGCGUCCGGCGGGAGCAGCAGCUGUCUGGUGUUGCUGCUGCAGCUGCUGCUGCUGCUGCUAGGACGAAGGACCCCUUUGAGCAGCAGCUGCUGGAGACAGCAGCAGCAGCAGCAGCAGGGUUUGCUGCUCGCCCUCCUCCUCCUCUGCUGCUGCUGCUGCAGCAGUCUCUUGCUGCUCUGCUGCAGCUGCGCGAUGCACUCUCUGAUGAUAUUCUCUGUCGCUGGUCAGCUGCUGCUGCUGCAGCAGGAAGCAACUGCAGCAGCAGCAGCAGCAGCAGCAGCAGAGUUGCUGCAGCAGCAGCAGACCCUCGGAUUGCUGUUGCUUGGGCUCGUGCUGCAGCAGCAGCAAACUGCUGCAGUGCCCCUGGUGGGGCUGUGCAUGCGGCGCUGCUGCUGGCGGAGCAGCAGCUUGUUGGGUCUCGUCGUCAGCUUGAGGAAGCAACAGCAGCAGCAGCAGCAGCAGCAGCAGCAGCAGCAGCAGCAGGAGCUGUCCCUGUAAGACACCUGCAGCAACUUGCUGCUGCUGCUGCUCUCCUACACUCACUCAGUGCAUGCGGGGUCCGCCCCAGGGCUUGUCUGCACUCUUUGCUGCCUGGGCUUAGACGGGCUAUAUACGCUCAGCAGCAGCAGCAGCAGCAGCAGCAGCAGCAGCAGCAGCAGCAGCGGCAGCAGCAGCAGCAGCAACUGCAGCAGCAACCGGGAGAAUACGGCGAUGAAGCAUUCAUGCUGGGCGGAUAUAUUUCUGUCUCUGGUGGAGGUGCAGGUGCGGAGGCUUCACUAUACGCAGCAGCAGCAGCAGCAGCAGCAGCAACAGCAGCACCAGGAGCAGCAGCAGCAGCAGCAACAGGACCAGCCAUAGCAGCAGCAGCAACAGCAGCUCUAGUAGCCGCAGUAAUAUCAGCAGCAGCUGUAGCAGCAGCAGCAGCAGCAGCAUCAGCAGCAGCAGCAGCUGUAGCAGCAGCAGCAGCAGCAGCAGCAGCAGCAGCAGGGUCUGAAGCCGUUUGCUGCUGCCUUCAGCAGCAGAAACAACAGCAGCAGCAGCAACAUCUGCAACAAAACCACCAGCUGCUGCUGCAGCUGCAGCAAUUGCAGCAGCAACGGUACCAGCAACAACAGCUGCAGCAGAAGCAGCAGCAGCAGCAGCAGCAGCAGCAGCAAUGCCGUCGAGCUACUGCAGCACGACCUUGCCGCUUCUGCUCGCGGCCAUCGCCCUGCUGCUACCAAGACACCUCCCUGCUGCUGCCAGCAGCAGCAGACAGCAGCAGCAGCAGCAGCAGCAGCAGCAGCAGAGGGGCGCUGCAGCUGGGUGUGGGGCUGAGCCACUGGACAGACCGAUGGGUCUGGCGGUUUGCUGCUGAGGCGGUGGCUCUGCGUGCAGCAGCAGCAACAGCAGCAGCAGCAACAGCAACAGCAGCAGCAGCAGCAGCAGCAACAGCAGCAACAGCAGCAGCAGCAGCAGCAACAGGUGCACCGAGCUCUGCUGCUGUUGAGGGUUUAUAUUUGGGGCCCUUGAUUGAAGGCUGGGUUGCUGCAGAUGGCUGCCUGCAUGCAAAGGAGACAGAAGAUGCUGCUGCUGCUGCUGCUGCUGCUGCUGUGCUGCUGCUGCUACCCCGGCCUAAUCUAUGGCUUGAGGAGACGCUUACAGCGGAGACAGCAGCAAAAGGAGACAGAGAAAAAGAAGGUAAAACAGCAGCAGCAGCAGCAGCAGCAGCAGCAGCAGCAGCGAAGGAAGAAGAGACAGAUAAAGAAAAGGAGACAGUAGAAGAGCAACACAAGGAGACAGAAACAAAAACAAAAAAACAAAAGGAGACAGAAACAAAAACAAAAAUAAAAAAAGAAAAAGAAAAGGAGACAGAAGACAAACAGCAACGGAGACAGCUGCUGCCUGCAGCAACACUGCGGCUCUUCUAUGGCUACCUAGUUAAAGCUAGCAGCAAACAACUUGCUCUCCUCUGCUGCAGCAGCAGCAGCAGCAGCAGCAGCAGCAGCAGCAGCAGCAGCAGCAGCAGCAGCGACAGCAGCACCAGCAGCAAUAGCAGCAGCAACAGCAGCAGUAGUACAAGCUGUAGCGACAGUAGCAGCAGCAACAGCAGCAGCUGCAGCAGCAUGUAG
Messenger RNA from Eimeria mitis, 2922 nucleotides. RefSeq lists its product as uncharacterized. NCBI's taxonomy places the organism in Eukaryota, Apicomplexa, Conoidasida, Eucoccidiorida, Eimeriidae. Gene Ontology annotation, molecular function: ice binding. The record is from RefSeq and is a predicted model, not a curated record.